Molecule: messenger RNA, 2598 nt
Organism: Schizophyllum commune H4-8
Lineage: Eukaryota; Fungi; Basidiomycota; Agaricomycetes; Agaricales; Schizophyllaceae
Exons: 6
Coding region: 1-2523 (840 amino acids)
Source: RefSeq, a predicted model, not a curated record
AUGUCGCUCUCGAGCGUCUCCAGCUUUGACACAUCCUUCUCCACUACCGGUAUCAGCGCUACACCGACCACCGACCAUCCGCUCUACUACUUGACGGACGGCAAUCUCAAGCUUCAGCUAGACGAUAGAACGGUAUACAAUGUCCAUCGCUACUUCUUCAACGCGUACUCGAGCAGGUCGGCCGAGGAGUAUCCUGAAGUUGACGACAUACACCUGGUCGACGACGAGGAACCCGUGAGCAGGCUCCUCGAUGUCAGUCGGGAGGACUUCGACCGCUUCCUAUCCUUGAUCUAUCCAUCCGCAAUCGGCGUCCGCGACAUCUACACCGCCGACGAAUGGCUCUCCGUCCUUCGUCUCGCCACCCGAUGGUCCUUCGACGAGCUACGUGCCCUCGCCAUCCGUGAACUCGAACCCAUCGCAUCCGCGGUCGACAAGAUCGUCACCGCGCGCGAGCUGGGCAAGCCGGAAUGGCUCCUGCCCGCGCUCGUUGACGUAUGCAUGGCACCGAAGUGGAUGGGCUUGGAAGAUGCAGAGAGAUUGGGAAUGAAGACGGUCGUCGAGAUUGGCCGCAUCCGGGAGGAAAUGCGGGAGGCUGGGGACUGGGAUGGCGAGGAUGUGGCGCGGGCGAUGAAGAGGGCGGAGCUGGUCCAAGAGGUCAUAAGCGACGAGGACGAUGUCGAGCCUCAAGAAGCCGAAGCUAGAAGGUCCGAGGCGCCUUCAUCUCCCAAGAAGACAUUCGAUGAUCCUUCUGCCGACUCGCAAACUCCAGCCGCGCCAUAUUUCACACACAAAGACGUGUCCGUCUCUACUUCGCCUGUCAUCGAGCACUGCAUCGCUACUAUCUCCCGAGAUGCUUCGACGUCUACGUCUGAGGACGGCUCCGAUAUGAUAACUCGCGCUGUCACCCGCGACGCUGGCGACGUUGCCUUCCAUAACGCCAGCGCUCGCGGUGCAAUUGACGUCGCCGCCGCUGACGCCGCAUCCGUCACAGCCGAAGACGAAGGCAAGUCCAUUGCCACCGAAGACGAAGAGAUCCACGAGGCCCUACUAGUCUCCGCUGCACCGCUACAUGUGCUGGAGACCGCGUCCUCUGCGUGCGAUGCUACUGCCACGCCACGCGAUGCUGCUGCCACCCCGGACGACGCCGCAAACCCGAAUGACACCCCUGCGGCUAUGCCUGAGCCUCCCCCUGAGACCCUUGAAGUCGCGCAGGAAGCCCUCGCGUCUGCAGAGCGCGGCGAAAAGCCCGACGCGCCCGCGGGAGGGCUUGACACUCUUGUUGACAGUGCCUCGAAGCUCGACGCACCCACCGGCGAGCUAUCCGCACUCACGGAGGAGCUCGCCGCGCCUGAGGACCCCGCAUACCCCAGCCGACGCCUCGACCACCUUCACCGCCGUCAUCUCCGCUCUGCAGGAGGGCUCGACGGCGGAGGAGUGGAGGAUGCGGCGAACGUGAUGCCCGCGGUUGUGGAACCCAGUCCGUCCUCCUCUCUGUCGAAGGGCGAGUCGUCCCAGGCGUCCAGUUCGAUGGCGAAGGCCCCUCCCUUAGCGAAGCCUGUGCCUGCGACGCCAACGCCCUCGUCAACGACGCCCACACUUGCGAUGCCCGGUCGCAAACGGCAGGCCUCUUACUCUACUUGUACCUCCGCUAUGGAUGGCCAGGAGCCUCCCACGAAGCCUCUCGUCCAAGCGCAUGCCAAGGUUGCAGUAGCACCCAAGCCUGCAUCGCCACCGCCUUGCCCAAAGUCACGCUCUCGCAGUCCUGGCACCUCCGCUGCUGCGGCUUCUUCCAAUCUUCUGCACAAGAAAGCUUUCGAGAAGGAGGCGAAGACUGCUCGGGUCAAUGACCCGAAGGCCUCGCCGUACUCUGGAGUGCCCUUCACUGACAUGGUUGACGAAUCCCGAGUGUCGCCGUCGAAGAAGCCGGCGAAGGAACAGCGCGCAGCUACUAGGCCUUCGCUUUCCACCAAAGCGCCAGCGCUGGCACCUGUCCCGGGAAAGCCAGCUACGCCAGUGAAGCCAGUCCAGGCGCCCGCUCUGGUGAAGUCAGCCUCUGCUUCACCACCACCUCCCCCGCGCUACCCAGCUCAAUCGCCGGCCCAACCUUCGUGGAUUCCCGCUCAGUCGUCCGCUCGCAAGCAUACAUACUGGGCGGAUGAACUCAAACCUGGGGACAAACCUCCUCCGGAGAAGGUUACUACGCCUUGGAACGCGCCCAACACAACCUCGCCCUCUCGGCGGUACUCCACCCACGACGACUAUGGCGCAUACGGAUACUCGUCAUCGCGCGGCGGAUGGGACGAGGACGGGUGGAAUCUUGGCGCCACCGCAUCCAGGACCAGCAAGUCCACCCAGUCUUCUUUAGGGCCCUCGCGCCGCAAGACGUCAGAGCAUUCCUCCGCGUCCCGGUCCUCAUAUAGCUACUUCGGAGCUCCCCGGUUCCAGAGGCUGUCGAAGGAGGAGGUGAAGGAGCAGCAGAAAAAGAAUCCGAUGUUCGGCAUUUUUGCGACCUUUGACGACUAGCGUGCAUCUGAGUACACCCUGCCCACCUCUCUGGAGCUCUGUGUGCAGACAAUCUUGCAAUCAAUUGAACGAAGG